CGUCCGAGUCUGCACGCCUGCUCUCUUCGCAGCUUCUAUCUCAGCCUAGCCCAGCAUCACUAUGGUGGACGCUUUCCUGGGCACCUGGAAGCUAGUGGACAGCAAGAAUUUCGAUGACUACAUGAAGUCACUCGGUGUGGGUUUUGCUACCAGGCAGGUGGCCAACAUGACCAAGCCUACCACAAUCAUUGAAAAGAAUGGGGACACUAUCAUCCUAAAAACACACAGCACCUUCAAGAACACAGAGAUCAGCUUUAAGCUGGGGGUGGAAUUCGAUGAGACAACAGCAGAUGACAGGAAGGUCAAGUCCAUUGUGACACUGGAUGGAGGCAAACUUGUUCACCUACAGAAGUGGGACAGGCAAGAGACGACACUUGUGCGGGAGCUAAUUGAUGGAAAACUCAUCCUGACACUCACCCACGGCACUGCAGUUUGCACUCGCACUUAUGAGAAAGAGGCAUGACCUGACUGCACUGUUGCUGACUCCUACUCUGCCAAUCGGCUACCCCUCGACUCAGCACCACAUUGCCUCAUUUCUUCCUCUGCAUUUUGUACAAAUCCACAAAUUCUUCUAGGUUUAGGUGCUACUGGCCUGGAUCCACUUCCAGUUUCCAUUGUGUAUGUGGUUUUUUUGUUAAUGGCAUUCAAAGGGUGCAAAAAAGAAAAAAAAAAAAAGACAAAAAAAAAAAAAAAAAAAA
This is a messenger RNA of Cebus imitator (Panamanian white-faced capuchin), 698 nucleotides long. RefSeq names its product fatty acid-binding protein, heart-like. Gene Ontology annotation, biological process: fatty acid transport. The record is from RefSeq and is a predicted model, not a curated record. The transcript has a single exon. The coding region runs from base 62 to 463 and encodes 133 amino acids. Gene Ontology annotation, molecular function: fatty acid binding. Lineage: Eukaryota; Metazoa; Chordata; Mammalia; Primates; Cebidae. Gene Ontology annotation, cellular component: nucleus; cytosol.